AUGGCUGUGGACAGCAAACAUCAGCUGCCGUUUAAGCUCAAAAAUCCAAGUUUGCUACACAACCUAUCCUUUGUGGAUGGUAGCUGGGUACGAGCGAAAUCAGGAAAGACAUUUGAAGUAGUUGACCCUGGAACUGGGAAGCCGUGGAUCGAGUGUCCUACAAACGAUGCGUCAGAUGUAGACAAUGCUGUCAAAAGCUCACACGAGUGUUUCAAGAAUUACAAGAAGAUCAGCCCUCGACAACGGGCGCAGAUGCUCUACCGAUGGGACGCUCUCAUCAAAGAGAACAGGGAUGAUAUAGCGACUAUCCUUGUGUACGAAACCGGUAAACCCAUAUCUGAGGCGUAUGGAGAGAUUGACUAUUCGACGGGCUUCACAUGGUGGUUUGCUGGAGAAGCAGAACGUAUACAGGGCAGUGUUUUCACUCCUGCACUACCAAACAGACGCAUCUUCACAAUCAAGCAGCCACUCGGCGUUGCUGCUGCGUUGGUACCAUGGAACUUUCCCAUCGCGAUGGUUCUUCGCAAAGCCGGUGCCGCAUUGGCUGCGGGCUGUACAAUGAUUGUAAAGCCCAGCCCAGAGACACCAAUCACUAUACUCACGCUUGCGUAUCUCGCGCAAGAAGCUGGAUUCCCCAAGGGAGCUUUGAAUGUCCUGACUACUGAUCUUGAAAAGACACCAGAACUCAGUGAAGCACUCUGUCGGCAUCCACUUGUCAGUAAAGUCACCUUCACAGGCUCUACACGCGUUGGCAAGCUAGUUGCUAAGAUGUGUGCCGAUAAUCUGAAGAAAGUUACACUGGAGCUGGGAGGCAACUGUCCUGUUCUGAUCUUUGACGAUGCAAACAUUGAACAGGCUAUGACCCAGAUCUUCGCACUGAAAUAUCGACACGCGGGUCAAGCUUGUAUCACUGCGAACCGGAUAUACGUUCAAUCUGGUAUUUUUGACAAGUUCCUCGAACGCUGGAAUGAAGAGACGCAAAAGAUCGUUGUCGGCCACGGUUCAGAUGAGAAGACCACAAUGGGACCAGUGACGACCCCACGAGGCGUCGAAAAAGCGCUCGCGCUUGUUGAAGAUGCGAAGAAAAAAGGCGCGAAGAUCCACACGGGUGGAAACAAAAUCAAGAAAGAUGGUGGCUACUUCUUCGAGCCUACUGUCAUUACCGGCGUGACCUCAGACAUGGAUAUUGCCAAUGAAGAGGCUUUUGCCCCGAUCAGCACAUUCAUCAGGUUUGAUACUGAAGACGAAGCGGUGAGGGAGGCCAAUGAUACCAGCAUGGGUCUUGCUUCCUACUGCUUCACAAAGAACGUCGAUCGCACGUGGAGACUAUUCGAGAAUCUGGAGGCUGGCAUGAUUGGCCUGAAUACGGGCAACUCUUCCGCUGCAGAGUCGCCAUUUGGGGGCAUCAAGCAAUCUGGCUAUGGCAAGGAGUCUGGGAAGGAUGUCGCUGUGAACGAGUAUCUGAUUACGAAGACUGCUUACCAGCGGCGCGCGCUGCUCUCGAAGUUGCACCAACAACGUCGCCCAAUUGCCAAAACCUCUUUGUUAAACUUCGGCGCCAUGGAUGACACUGACAUGACCGAUGUCGCCUACGAUAUUGACAUUGAUGUAGGCGAAAACAUAGCACCGGCAGCACAAGCGUCGCAACCACAGCAGGUUGUCCAAAACAACGCGGCCGAAGCAGAGCGAAGCGUGCCCGCGGCCUACACCGAGGACAUUAUUGUACACGAGCCAUGGCCGGAAUCCCUCAACCUCCAGGGCGUGAGCGACUUCGACCCCAACGAUCCGCUCUACUGGGCUAUGGAGCAUUGUCAGUCAGACCCGCGCGUCAAGCAGCUGCGCUGGGUCAACGACAACUCGGUCAACCUCGAGUUCUACAACAAAGAAGACGCGACGCUUGCCCUGACCAUCCUCACACACCCCGACAACGGUGACUUCAGCAACGUCUCCAUGCAAGAGCCCCGGAGGGCGAAAUCGUACUCGAAGAAGCUGGACAGCGUGCUCAUGGUCAGGCAGUCCAACGCCGGGGAUCAGAAGCCGAGGGGCGCGGCCACUAGGAGCAACUACUACCAGCGCAACCCCGAUGUCGCUGGCAACCGUCAGAGGGAGCCGCGGCGAAAGCCGCCUCCAAAGAAAGACUAUCUGGAUUACGGCGACGAGGAAAUGGCAUCUGGUGAGCGACCAAGGCGGAGAAAUAGUGGAGAUGAGUCCAUGGGCGAUUCAGGCCUUGACCAGAGGGGCCCGCGCCGGAACGGACGAGACUUUCGCGACGCCCGCGACGGGCGAGACAACCGGGGUCGCGGCAGGGGGGGCCGUCAACCAGCUUCAGGCAGGCUCAGGAACGAUGCCCAGGGCCAAGACGUCGACUCGUACCGACCAGGCUCAAGAAGUCCGGCAGAGCCACGCUUUGGUCGCCUGCGAGGACGCAGUGCCUCCCCGGCCUCUGACGAAGAAGGCGACGGCCGAUUCGGGUUUGCCGAGCACGAAACGCACGCAGGCCGUCGGCGGUACCGCAGCCGAAGUCGUAGCCGUAACAACCGCCGUCGUCGCGAACCCAGCCUGGAUCGUUGGACGCACGACCGUGCCAACUACGAUCGUCAGAAUGGCCCUACAGCUAGCGGACGUUGGCAGAAGGACGCUUUCUUUGUUGACACUUCACCAAUGGGCAACCACCAUCGGUCAAACGCUAUAGACGUAUCCAAGACACGAGGAGGUGGAGAAUCGCUACUUUCGCGCAUGACCAAGAACGGACAGCCCGUGCUACCGCAGCCGAAGCGAUCGCUAGCUGACAGGAUUACACGCGAUGAUGACGAGCCCGAAGAGUUGUUUGGCCGCCUAAAAGGUGACGACCGUGAUCCUCAUGUUACCGACUUCUCGGAGCCAUCACGGUCUCGUCGCGGUCUGGCAGAUCGUAUCACGCGCGACGGCGACAUCAACAUUCGCGGUCAAGGACGAAACCGGAGCCAAGAGGGCAUUAACAUCCGCGGCUCCGCUGAGCGAAGCGGAGGAGGCGGUAUCAACAUACGUGGUGUGGCGAGCGGUGCCUAG
This is a messenger RNA of Alternaria burnsii, 3048 nucleotides long. RefSeq names its product succinate-semialdehyde dehydrogenase. NCBI's taxonomy places the organism in Eukaryota, Fungi, Ascomycota, Dothideomycetes, Pleosporales, Pleosporaceae. The transcript has 7 exons. Gene Ontology annotation, molecular function: succinate-semialdehyde dehydrogenase (NAD+) activity; mRNA binding; RNA 7-methylguanosine cap binding. Bases 1 to 3048 code for a protein of 1015 amino acids. The record is from RefSeq and is a predicted model, not a curated record.